Messenger RNA from Aspergillus aculeatinus CBS 121060, 1279 nucleotides. Its product is annotated as NAD(P)-binding protein. Lineage: Eukaryota; Fungi; Ascomycota; Eurotiomycetes; Eurotiales; Aspergillaceae. The transcript has 3 exons. Bases 242 to 1240 code for a protein of 332 amino acids. The record is from RefSeq and is a predicted model, not a curated record.
AUCCAAUGCUGUGUCGGACUUAAGAACAUCUUUGAAAUCAUUACUAUUCUUUGAAAUCACAUACUCCGUAAACUCCGAUCAAGCAUAGCAAACAUGACGCACCGCCGACCAUGGGUAUAAAGAGCAUGUCGACUCCGAGAAACCGCUUCCAUUCAGGUGGACUAACAGCCAUCAACGCCAAUCUCCUUUCCCUUUAGAUCUACAUUCCCCGGGAGCAAAGCAAGAUACAGACGAAGUGACAAUGUCCGUCGACGAAAUUGUCUCGACCCAACGCCGCAAUCUCCCCCUCCUCGCCACCCCCGAGGCCAUCUCAGGGAGAACCUACAUCGUGACCGGGGCGAACACCGGCCUCGGCUUGGAAGCAGCCAAGCGUCUCGUCGCGCUCGGAGCCGACAAGGUGAUCCUGGCAGUCCGGAGUCUCGAGGCUGGCGAGAGGGCGAAAGACGCGAUCGAGAACGGUACCACUCGUCCCGGCGUGGUGGAGGUGUGGCACCUCGACCUCAGCAGUUUUGAUUCGGUGAAGACGUUUGCGCAGCGGGCCAUUGCAGAGUUGGAGCGCAUUGACGCGGUGAUCGAGAAUGCGGCGGUGGCGAUGAUGGGCCCUGUCCGCGCGGAGGGCCAUCUCUUGUCUGUGACGGUCAAUGUGCUGGGGACAUUCUUGUUGGCUGUGCUGUUGGCGGGGAAGAUGCGGGAGAGUGCGGAGAGGAGUGGUGGUGGGCUGGUCAGGGUGGUGAUGGUGACAAGUCGGAUCGGGUUCACAGCCCAGGAGGAGUGGCAGGGGAUCUGGGAGGAUCCGCUGGUGGGGAUUGAACGAGAUGAGGGGUUGCAGGCUAAGAGUUAUCCCCUGUCGAAGUUGAUGGAGAUCCUGGCCCUGAAGCACCUCGCGACUAUGCUGCCCGUCGAGCGCACGGGGGUGGUCUUCAACCUUGUUUGUCCCGGGCUUUGCACGACUGAACUGAUCCGUAAUGUUCCGUCGGACCGCAAGGCACAGAUCACUGAUAUGCAUCGGCUUUACGGGCGGACGGCGGAAGAUGGGAGUCGGACGCUGUUGCAUGGUGCGGUGGCGGGGAGGGAAUCCCAUGGGUGUCUUCUCCAUUCGUGCGAGAUGGGCGAGAAGGAUAUUCCCGACUGGGUGACCGACGAAGAAGGGAAAGCAAUGCAGAAACGAAUGUGGAAUGCUCUGGCGGAGGUGCUGGAGUCGGUUGAGCCGGGAUGUGUGGAAGCUAUGCUGAGGCAGUAGUUGAAUGGUCGGGCAUCAUUGCGAAGAAGACUGUGCCGG